Molecule: messenger RNA, 1122 nt
Organism: Talaromyces proteolyticus
Lineage: Eukaryota; Fungi; Ascomycota; Eurotiomycetes; Eurotiales; Trichocomaceae
Product: kinase-like domain-containing protein
Exons: 1
Coding region: 67-1122 (351 amino acids)
Source: RefSeq, a predicted model, not a curated record
AAAGGUACAUCUACAAAUCAGAAUCUUCUACUUCUACUUGGUAUACUUUUGAGUGCUGCUAGAGUGAUGAGUAACUUUUUUGAUCAACCCAUUUCAUCGACACAAUAUUUCACUAAUGCCCCAGACGCACGCACUCGACGAGAAGCCACUCACUCCUACUUUAAGUGCAAAGUAUUUGUCGAGCCAAAACCUCAUUUAGAUAGUUCAGAAACUAUCAUUCACCAAAUUACACAUCCUGCUUCUCUUGAUUCAAUUAUCGACCGGCAGGUCGUUCUUCAAAGUGACGAUAGAAUUCGGAAGUCUGUGAGAACUCACCUCUCCGAUCUAAAAUCAGAAAAGGAAAUUUUGGAGAUAGUAAGGGCAAAUACAUCAAUUCCUGUCCCUCAAGUAUACGACUAUUACAAAUCAGCGGAGUUUGAACAUCUAAUCCUGGAGAGGCUCCCUGGUGUGACAUUAGAGGAGGCCUGGCCGACAUUGGAAGCUCAAGAAAAGACGAGGAUAGCAGAUGAGGUAGUCGCCCUUCUAGGAUAUAUACGAAAGCUACAUUCUCCACACAUCAAAGCAGCCUUACUCCACCGAAAACCUCCUCGAUCCGAUAUAAGAGACAUCGCGGGAUUAAAUCAAGAAAGGUUUGGAGAAUUUUUGAACAAUGAACAUAUUUCUACAUAUGUCACAGCCAGAACUGAUUGUUUACUUUCCCUCCCAAACGUGCUGUCUCAUGGUGACUUGGAUUGGAGCAAUAUCCUAGUUGCUGACAAGAAGGUCAGUGGUAUCAUUGAUUGGGAAUGUAGUGGUUAUUUCCCUGCAUAUUGGGAGUGGGUAAACAUCAAACGGUUCUCAGAAACCUUGAAGUCAGAUGGUUUUUGGUGUCAAUUAUUGGAACGCAGGAUGAGGCCGUCCGAUUGCACACAAAGGAAGGGAAUAUGGGAGUUAGAACAGUUACACAAGGCCCUUGGACAAUACACACAAUGGGGAUUAACAUCAGAAGCUCGACAGGCGAAUCGCGCGCGUGGAUGGGCUGAGGUCCGUAAGAUAGUUGAACUUGACUCCGAGUCUGCCCCUCCUGUCUAUUAUGCGAUCUCGACGGAACAUCCAUGGUGGCUUGAGGACCGUCACGAGUAA